This is a messenger RNA of Helobdella robusta, 1474 nucleotides long. RefSeq lists its product as hypothetical. Bases 1 to 636 code for a protein of 211 amino acids. Gene Ontology annotation, molecular function: protein binding; ubiquitin protein ligase activity; translation repressor activity. The transcript is spliced from 3 exons. The record is from RefSeq and is a predicted model, not a curated record. Gene Ontology annotation, biological process: negative regulation of translation; protein polyubiquitination; proteasome-mediated ubiquitin-dependent protein catabolic process. NCBI's taxonomy places the organism in Eukaryota, Metazoa, Annelida, Clitellata, Rhynchobdellida, Glossiphoniidae.
AUGACAAAGUGCUGGUCCUGUCAGAAGAAUGACUUCGGUGUUCCAACUGCUGCUGCUUUCCUCAAAACCAAUUCUCUCGUUGUUGCUGAUUUCGGCCUGAGUUGCUUGGAGUUUUUUGAUUCUGGAGGCCAUCUUGAACACACCCUGACGGGCAUAAAACCCUUCGGAGUUACUUCGUACAACGACGGAGGUAGCAUCAUCGUGGGAGACAGGAAAUCAAAGUCUCUCAGAAUUUUCGAUGAGUUUGGUGCAGAUGUUUCGCAGAUCGAUAAUUUAGGAUCGUUGGAGUGGCUGUCGGGUCUGGCCGUCAGCAGAGAUGGCAAUCUGAUCAUGAGUGAUCGAAGCCGGUGCAAGAUCAUCAUCAGUAACAUCGGCGGCGAGGUCAUCAGCGAGUUUGGCUCGUAUGGGUCGGGUGCCAAGCAGCUCUGCAUGGCAGACUUUUUCGCGGUGGAUACCAAAAAUAGGAUAAUUGUGUGCGAUUCCGGAAACCACUGUUUGAAAAUUUUUGAUUCGAAUGGUAAUCCCAUAUCGACUGUUGGUUCUAGAGGAAACAGUGAUGGGCUGUCGGUCUUACACUAUAAUCUUAAGGGCAUGUCUCAGUACGAUGUCUAUAAUUAUAAAUACUGCCAAAUGUGAUUACAACGUUAACGACAUUUACAUUUUGUUUAAUUCAUUAGGAAGUUUGUUUCGAACAUGUUUGUCUAUCAGUGCGUUAAUUUUAUUCGUCCAUUUAUUCUUAUUCUUCUUUCGCUCAUUCAUUCAUUCGCUCAUUCAUUCAUUCACUCACUCAUUCAUUCAUUCAUAUCAAUGAUAAUUUGUUAAUAAUAUACUUUUUUUUUAGCUAAAACUUCUAUCUGGGGUGAUGUGUUCAUUUUUCGCUUUUAAAAAUUUUUAACUUUAUUUAAAACUUCUCUUUGGGGUCCUGCUUUUCGCAUACUUUUAAUUUUAUCUUUUAUUCUGUAAAUAUUUCAAUCCUAUGUACCAUUUUCUAGUUUUUUUUAGCGGUAUCACAUCAAUUCAUCCAUUCAUUCAUACAUUAUUCAUUCAUUUAUUCAUUCAUUCAAUCAUUUACUUUUUGUUUCUUUAUUUCGAUUUAACAUCACUUAACAUUAUGAAUGAAUAAUUCUGGUUUCUUUUCAGAUUUGAUAGAUAUCUUGACGAACUUUAACUGCUUAACCUUAUAGAUGUAAUAUCAUACAAACACAUACACUCACAUAUACACACAGGCACACACACAUAUUUCCUGUAUUGUUUUAUUUCUUUUAAACUUUCGAUUUUAAUUUUAAAGUAUUGCAAUAAACAUAGACAAAUGCAUGUACACACACAUACACACCGGACAUACACAAACACACAUGCACGUACAUACACACAUAUAUAUAUAUAUUUGUACAAGUUUUCAUGUAACUUUUUAAUUUGAUAUAAUAUGUAAUGAUUACGUUAUAUUAGCUAGUUUAAUAAAUUUUAAAUAAAUAAA